This is a messenger RNA of Durusdinium trenchii, 915 nucleotides long. Lineage: Eukaryota; Dinophyceae; Suessiales; Symbiodiniaceae. The record is from the annotation of a GenBank genome assembly.
AUGGUUUGCGAAGUUCUCAAGAUUUUGACCUUUCCAAGAUUUGCACUUGUCCUUAGCAUGCAACUACUAUUUGGCUUUGCUUGGCUUACUUCCUGCUGCUUGGCCUUGGGUGCCUCAUAUUUGCGCUUUCAGGAGAACAGCACCCACAUAGCCUUGGCUUCUCCGGUCAUCAUGUUCGUCUACCUUUGGGGCUCAGAGGUCAUAGGCAACUUUGCUCAAACGAUAUACUGUAGCCUGCUCAUGCGCAUGUACUUGAAAGAGGAAGAUAGACCACUGAGAAGAAGCUUUCUCACAGCAUGUACUUUGGUCGGAAGUGCUUGCCUCGGUGCCACUGUGGGACCACCGGGCUCCUUGCAGUCCAUUCUGAGACAGGCGUGGGUCAGGAGACAAGGAACCAGUGGAACAGCCGUGGAGGACACAGGCCAACUCCCGAGUGCGGUUCCUUGUCCGGGGCCUGUCCUCGAAUACUGCGGUGCUUGGGCAAAUGCAGUGGCUUCCAUGCGGGAUGUGAGCCAUGUUGAAGCAGCACGCCUGGCUAAAUGCUUUCUUACUUGUGCCAAUGCCGAAGUUCUGCUGGAGGACUUGCUGAUGAAGUCAAUCAGAUGUUUUGGGUCUUUGCUUUGUGGAAUGCUUUGCUCCGUCACUUGCGUGGCGGCUAGCAUCCUCCGGCAAAGUGAGAAAGGCCCAAUGUAUUGCAGUGGUUUCAUCGGACUGCUGUUCGGAUUCGUUUGUGGCAGAGCUGCGAUGGGAUUCAUUGUUCACAGCAUGGAGGCGUUUAUCCUGCUAUGGAGCGAGGAACCAGAACCCUUCAAGGAGCUGGAGAUUCACCAGGAGUUUGAGCUGCGAAUUGCUGCAGAGUUAUCCAGAGAAUUUGGAACGCUUAUUUCGAACGGAACGCCAGUGCCAGAGGCCUAG